UGUACCUUCAGCAUUGAUCGUCAUUUUCCUACCCCCCGUUAUUGUUUUUGAUUUUUUCAGGCCGUGGUCGCACCGCCAUGGCUAGGUUGAACGACUACGCGGCUCCUGCCGAGUCUAUUGACGCUCGUGAGUUGCUGCAAUAUGUCAAAAUCGAGGACAUAGCUGACCGGCGCGAUCAACUUACAGUCAAACGUCGAUUCGUGCGACAAAACCGAGAGAUCGCACGAGUAAACUCUAUGCAAUCUCUGCGUAUCCGCAGCCUGGAGUCAGAAGUGUCCCAUUUGCUUUCGGAGAAUGUCUCGCUUCGAAAACAGGUUAUUAACCUUACCCAAGAGACCGAAAGGCUGGAGGCAGGGAAGAUGCUACACAACGGGAUCUAUGAUAUAAAAUCCAAGUUGGAUGCCAAGCUAGCUGAGUUGAGCAGCCUGGCGACGGACUUGGGAUCAUUGCCCCGCCGCGUGGGCAAACUUUGCGACGAACAGUCCCAGCGACCAAAACAGGCGCCAGAGUCGCGACCCAGAACCGACGACUUGUUUGGACACGACGAUGGCAGACUCCCCGCCAUUGUCGAGGAUAAAUAUUACCCGCGACGAACUUUGGAGGCCCAAGAACUUGAUAGUCUCCUCCAUGGAAGUGAUGACCAAAGCAUAUUGGAAUCCCCCCCUCAGUUCAGUUUCACACCGGAGCCAGUAGAGGCCAACAUCGAACACUCCAGUCCAUCGCCGCCAGAAGUCACACACAGAGCCCCCCUUGACAGUACCGUCGAAGAACUCGAAGAACCAGAGCCGGAAGCUAUUCUUCCCCCAACGCUCGAAACUCGCAAAAAGAAAAAGAAGUCUAGUUCAAUCCUCGCACCGGAAAUUGGUCCUGCCCCGAUUGAGCGACAACCAAGCCCACCUAUCACUACAGCAAACGCCUCGCACCCGGUCUCGGCCAAGCGCAAGUUCGUUCCAGAGGACGACGAUCACUUCGCCCCCAAUGUUGACGCCGACGAAGACGAAUUCCAAUUCAGCCGACCCAAUCACAGCCCCAAAAAGCAAACGAACCUCUUCGAGGUUACGCGGAAAGAUCCGUCGCCCAUCAAAAAUGUUGAGAUGACAAGAGGAUCCAAGACCCCCGUCCUAGCCAAGCGCAAGGUGCUUGAGCCAAGUAUGUACCACUUUUAUCCCCAUAAUUUUUUGUGGUUCUAUUUAGUUGAGCUCGAGCUGACAACCACAACAGAGAGUGCAAACUCCAAUUUGGGCUCUCCCAAGAAAGCCCGCAUGUCUUCACACCAGGACUCUAAGCUUGUGCAAAGACCUACCAAAGCCGACGAGAACACAAUCUCACCUCAGAAGAGCAAGUCGAUAGAGAAACUCGGCGGCCAGACUGUGAGCCAAAAGCCUCGCACAACGAAACUUGCCCCUUCACAAAAAGAAAAGCGCACCAGUCGCCCUGUCCAAGCGGAAGAACCGGUACAAAAACUUCCAGUGUUAUCACCACACCCCAAUGCAUCGAAUGCAGAGGAGGAAUCUGGAAGUCGACCCUCCCGACGUCGUGGUGCCGUUGUCAGUUACGCUGAACCCAAUCUACGUGAUAAGAUGCGGCGUCCCACAAAAGAAAUGGCCGAUGCAGUUGCAUUUGGCUCACGAAGGUCUUCCAGCUUCCAGUCAGGUCGGGACAGCCUGGAUGGAGGAAAUGACGCCCAGCCUGGGAGUCUCCCUGCUGAUUUUGCCCUCGCAGAUCAAAGCUCAGGUGCCUCCAAGAACAUUUCCCAACAAGAAUUGCUGGCAAUGGUAUCUCGACGGAAGCGCAAGGUUUCCUCCGCACCAAAGGAAGAGAUCAAUGGCACAACGAACACCGACAUGAAAAAAGAGAUUGAGGACAGCAUAGCGGAUAUCUCCGCUCAAGUCUCCAACGAGACAUUGAACUCGAGGCGGCAGCCUCGACGUCAUUCGUCCAACCCCAAGAGUACUGCGAACAUGGCACAGUACAAUGUGGAUCAGGAUGAACCGCAAUCCCCAGUCGACUCUCCCGAGGAGGAAGACUUGUUCGCGCCAAUGAUCGAUGCCAGACGCGGGCGUGUUGCAGCAAGGAGAAAAAGCAUGAUGGUGUAA
Penicillium salamii is the source of this 2096-nucleotide messenger RNA. The record is from the annotation of a GenBank genome assembly. NCBI's taxonomy places the organism in Eukaryota, Fungi, Ascomycota, Eurotiomycetes, Eurotiales, Aspergillaceae.